This is a messenger RNA of Fusarium graminearum PH-1, 543 nucleotides long. RefSeq lists its product as uncharacterized. The coding region runs from base 1 to 543 and encodes 180 amino acids. Lineage: Eukaryota; Fungi; Ascomycota; Sordariomycetes; Hypocreales; Nectriaceae. The transcript is spliced from 3 exons. The record is from RefSeq and is a predicted model, not a curated record.
AUGUCUCCAACCGUCGAUUACACCCUGCCUGACCCCUCACUCACAAAGGACGGCGAGGCACAAUGCGCCAAGCUGAGGGAGAACCUCAUCGAUACCUUUACCAAGGACGUGAGUAACCCCGAUGAUAUCGCUAUCGUCAUACCAUCCGUAUCAAAAGACUUUCCUCAAGUCAACUUCUCCACCGUUGAUCCCGUUUGGCCUGACAAGAAAUCAUCUGCGGGCCGGCAUUACGCACAUACCAAACAGUCCAUCCUUGCUCGUGGAAAGCGUGCUCUAGAGGAUCUUCACAAGAGGCCUGAGAAGCUCAUAUUUGUGGUGUCACACGCUGGCUUUCUUAGGCUAGGUGUCGUUGGCUAUUGGUUUUAUAAUAGUGACUACCGCGUCUUCGAUUUUGAAACUGAGAGGAAUGCCGACGGUGGGCUGAGAGUUGUCCAGCAGAAGAGGACUCUCACUGGUGGUCUGGGUCUAUCGUGGGAGGAUCCUGUUGCCCUUGGCGGUGAUCUCCCAGAGGAGGAUCCUGAAACCGAUCCCAGUGCUUUUUAG